AUGGUGAACUAUUGUGUGUGUGGAGGGUGCACGAAUUCUUCAUCUUCCGGAUUCAGGACGAAGAGGAAGGACUUUACCGCGGCCUCUGUGACCACGAGCUCUGUCAUCUGUGAAGCCCAUUUCAAGAAAGAGGACUAUCUAAGUGGAGAUCUGAUGGAAAUGGAGAUGGGCUUCAAAAGUCGAAACAAUGUGAGGCUGACGGAAGGAGCCGUGCCCAGUGUACAGUCUUUAUCUUUGUCUGCUGCUAGCGCGGCUGCUAGUGCGGCUGCUAGCGGGGGUGCUAGUGGGGGUGCUAGCGGGGGUGCUAGUGCGGCUGCUAGCGGGGGUGCUAGCGGGGGUGCUAGUGCGGCUGCUAGCGGGGGUGUGCGGCUGCUAGCAGGGGUGCUAGCGGGGGUGCUAGUGCGGCUGCUAGCGGGGGUGCUAAUGGGGGUGCUAGUGCGGCUGCUAGCGGGGGUGCUAGUGGGGGUGCUAGUGCGGCUGCUAGCGGGGGUGCUAGUGGGGGUGCUAGUGCGGCUGCUAGCGGGGGUGCUAGUGCUAACGCGGGUAAUGUAG
Molecule: messenger RNA, 552 nt
Organism: Knipowitschia caucasica
Lineage: Eukaryota; Metazoa; Chordata; Actinopteri; Gobiiformes; Gobiidae
Source: the annotation of a GenBank genome assembly